Messenger RNA from Tachyglossus aculeatus (Australian echidna), 4416 nucleotides. It is a transcript of the gene FNIP2, whose product is annotated as folliculin interacting protein 2. The record is from RefSeq and is a predicted model, not a curated record. NCBI's taxonomy places the organism in Eukaryota, Metazoa, Chordata, Mammalia, Monotremata, Tachyglossidae. The transcript has 18 exons. Gene Ontology annotation, molecular function: ATPase inhibitor activity; protein-folding chaperone binding. The coding region runs from base 287 to 3838 and encodes 1183 amino acids. Gene Ontology annotation, cellular component: cytoplasm.
CUGCUGGAUGUAGGUGAUUUCCUAAGCUUUUGGCUGGCUGGACUUGCAGAACUUGUGUAAAUGCUGCUUUUUUUUUCUUUUUCUUUUUCUUUCUCCCAAAGAAGCAAUCAAUCACGAAGCAGCCGAGGAUUUUGUUGGAUUUCUUGAGGGAAGGAAAAUGGUUGUUCAGUGUUGAUAAAGACGGAGAUCUGCUUCUCCUCUAGCAAAAGCCUUUCAGACUUUGUUUCCAAGCCAUUUUUAAUGGUCUGGAGAAGCUGGAGGAGUGAGGGGUCAAGCAGCACAGGAGAUGUGUGGUGGCACGCCAAGGACAUCAACCCGGACUGGGGGCCCGCCAGACCAGGCCAGAUGUGGGGCCCAUGCCACCUCCUCUGGGCCAUCAGGGAGGACAGACCAGUUGGGCCGAAAGACUCAGAAACGUGAACGUGCUGGGGUAGGAAAGGGAAACGGAAUCUCGGGGAACGAUCCUGCCCACAUCCACGACAGUUGGUCAUCUUCAGAAUUCGACUUGAAUGAAAUCCGCCUGAUAGUUUACCAGGAUUGCGAGAGGAGGGGCCGACAGGUCUUGUUUGAUUCUAAAGCGGUGCGCAAGAUUGAUGGGGCAGCAACUCAGAAAACAGAGGACGCCACCGUUAAACUGCCAGUCAAUUGCUGUCAAGCGAGCAGCCAUGGAAGCAGCUGCAGUGUCAACAGCAACGGGAGUGGCAGCAGCAUCUCAUCUCAUAAUCCCUUAGCAGCCACCCCGCAACACACCAGGGAGCAACUUCCCAAAUACCAGUACACUAGACCAGCUUCUGAUGUCAAUAUGCUUGGUGAAAUGAUGUUUGGCUCCGUGGCAAUGAGUUACAAAGGUUCUACCUUGAAGAUCCACUAUAUACGUUCUCCCCCGCAGUUGAUGAUUAGCAAAGUCUUCUCUGCCCGAGUUGGCAGUUUCUGUGGAAGCACCAAUAACCUGCAGGAUAGCUUUGAAUGCAUCAACCAUGACCCCAAUUUGGGGAAGAUGAGCUCGAAUCUGAACGGUUUGGGUGCCGGUCGAAGUGGAAGUAACUUAGGUGUGCUUCAGCUGUGCAGCAGCAAACUGCUGCCAGGGGUGACUGAAGGAGGACUUCUCCGACUCACCCGGAGUGCUUCUUUCUUUGCAGCGCACAGCACUCCAGUUGACAUGCCAAGCAGAGGCCAAAGUGAAGACCGGGACAGUGGCAUCGCACGAUCAGCCUCACUUAGCAGUCUGCUGGUUACCCCAUUCCCCUCGCCAACCUCUUCCUCCUCCAGCAGUUACCAGCGCCGCUGGCUCCGGAGCCAAACAACAAGUUUAGAAAAUGGCAUUGUUCCAAGGUGGUCAACAGAGGAAACAUUUAGCUUGGCUGACGAAAGCUGCAGUUCCAACCCUGCCAUGGUUCGAAGAAAGAAGAUCGCUAUCAGUAUUCUCUUCUCCCUAUCGGAUAGAGAGGAAGCGCAGAGAAAUUUUCAGGACUUCUUCUUCUCUCACUUCCCUCUGUUUGAAUCCCACGUGAACAGGCUGAAGAGUGCAAUUGAAAAGGCCAUGAUCUCGUGCAGAAAGAUCGCAGAGUCAAGUCAGAGAGUGCAGAUCUAUGUCAGCCGUCUCAUGGAGGCCCUGGGAGAGUUCAGAGAGACUAUCUGGAACUUGUAUUCCGUUCCCAGGAUCACUGAACCCGUGUGGCUUACCAUGAUGUCCAGCACAUUGGAAAAAAGCCAGCUCUGCCAGCACUUCCUCAAAGAGUUUACACUUCUAAUUGAACAGAUCAACAAAAACCAGUUUUUUGCUGCUCUACUGACAGCGGUGUUGACCUACCAUCUGGCCUGGGUGCCAACUGUCAUGCCCAUUGAUCAUCCUCCCAUCAAAGCUUUCUCUGAGAAGCGCACCUCCCCGUCUGUGAAUCUGCUGGCUAAAACACAUCCAUACAACCCUCUCUGGGCCCAGCUGGGGGACUUGUAUGGUGCAAUUGGUUCCCCAGUGAGGGUAACUCGAACCGUGAUCAUUGGGAAACACAGAGACCUGGUCCAACGGAUACUAUACGUUCUGACCUAUUUCCUCCGCUGCUCCGAGCUGCAAGAACACCAGCUGACUUGGAGCGGGAAGUUUGGAGACGAAGAGCAGAUGUUCAGUGGCAGCCAAAUCACAACCACCUUGGAAAAGGGAGAGGUGGAGGAGUCUGAAUACGUGGUGGUUACUCUGAGGAAUGAACCCGCUCUGGUGCCUCCGGUCCUGCCCCCAAAGAGUGGGGAGAAGAGAAAUCGACCCCCUGCGGGUUUGGCGGGGGCCCCAGAGUGCCCUGGGACAGCCGACUCUUUGCACAGAGUUGACCGAGAAAAGAGCAAGCUAUCGGAGUGGACCGAGCAGGAUUGCAAGGCUCCUCAGGUGGUGGUCAGAGGAGUGGCAUCGAGCAACUCAGGGCAGGAGCUUGGAAACCACAAUGCCACAGCGUGGGUAGCCUCCGGCCUCAGAGGCCCUGCCGAAACUGAGGCUUCAGAGAUGGGGCUGCAGCCCAGCCAGCAGCCGGUGAGGAAGGUUCUGCCGGUGACGGGCGGCCCCGAGAAACCUCACAGCAGAUCACCUGCCUGCCCUUGCCCAGAGAGGCUCACACGGGGGAGUACUCCUGUAGAAAAGGUCAUUUUUCGCAUUGGAAGCUCAGUGUCGCCAGAGUCAGACUUCGAAAGCCAGGCCAGGGAGAUGGAGGAAAACCUGAAAGCAUUCAGGAAGCAUCCAGCCCAGACAGAUAUGCCUUUGAUCCCGGCAGGCCUGGCUCCAGAUGACGACGCUCGGGAGGCAUGGACACCCGGGGUCUCGGUCAUCCGGAGGACCGUCGGUUAUGCUCCAAGCCUGUCUCGUGAGGGGAGCAGAAGUCUGUCGGAAGGGCAUUUCGUUGAGGAUAACGGUGUUGGUGUCACUGUCACCGAGGCUGCUGGGCCACCCAGCCCACCGACUGAACCCUUCGCACCUUCUCACAACACAGUGGCAACGGGAAAGAGGAAACCUCUGGAGGAGACUCAGACCUCGGGCCCGAAGGAUCAAUCUUUGGAACCAGUUCCGAGUACACGUGUCCAGCAGGGCUCUGGAUGUGAGGGAGCUUUGGAUGUCCCCUGUGGGGAUGCUAACAGGAAGACAGCAUUCAGACCAGAAGGCGACCUCCCCAGAAACGAGAGCUCAGACAGCGCCUUGGGAGACAGUGACGAGGAAAGUGGGGCCUGCCCGUCAGCUCCCCUGAAUUUAAGUUCUGACAGUGACCGACACGGAGCAUCAACAGAAGUGGAGUUGCCUUUGCCAAGGUCUCAAGUCGUCAGCAGCAGGAAUGUGAGGAACUUUGGGCGGUCGCUCCUGGGCGGUUACUGCCCAGCAUACAUGCCGGAUCUGGUGCUUCAUGGGACAAGCAGUGAUGAGAAGCUGAAGCAGAACCUGGUCGCAGACCUCAUCCACGCGGUGCACCAUCCAGUACUAGAUGAGCCGAUAGCCGAAGCAGUCUGUAUUAUUGCAGAUACGGACAAGUGGAAUGUCCAAGUGGCCACAAGUCAGAGGAAAGUGAUGGACAACGUGAAACUGGGCCAGGACGUCUUGGUCUCAAGUCAAGUGUCCAGUUUACUCCAGUCCAUUUUACAGCUUCACAAGCUCCACCUCCCAGCUGACUUUUGUAUCAUGCACCUUGAAGACAGGCUCCAGGAGAUGUAUCUCAAAAGCAAAAUGCUCUCCGAGUAUCUGCGAGGACAUACGCGAGUCCACGUGAAAGAACUGAGCGUCGUAUUGGGGAUCGAAUCUAAUGACCUGCCUCUGUUGACUGCUAUAGCCAGUACGCAUUCGCCAUAUGUUGCUCAAAUACUCUUAUAAGCUAAAGCUCAGGAGUUCUUCCCUACACAGACAAUUUGGAGAUGUUCAACUGAAGGAGAGCGGUGACGAGCACAGAGGAGGAGCGGGUAGAGGUGGGCAACCCAUCACCUUUUCGGUUGGGAUUCUUUUUAAAAUGGACAUUUCAUCGGAAGACUAGUUUACACGCAAAGGUAUUCGGGUGUUUCUUCAGUACUUUGCUCAGUGAUGAGUCAACCAAAUGAGAAAGUAACAUUUUUUUAUGAAAUAAAAUGAUAAAUUAAACACUAUAAUGCACACUAAGCUGCCAGCACAAACUAAGUUGUGCUGCUUGAAGAGGGAAGGAAGUGGGGCAGACUGGUUCUGAUGCUACACAGCAACACUUUGGAGAAGGGAAGAAAACGAUGAAUGAAACAUUCCUCCAUGAAACUGCUUCAUAAGUGAGCAGCCAAGAUGCGUUCCAGCGCUGGGCUGAGCAUGCUCCACUUUUGGGCAGAGACCAGACAGUUUUCUUUUUUGGGUUUUUUUGUUUUCGUUUUUUUAAAAAAAGACAUAAGCAAGAAGGAAGUGACUUUGAGUUUUUCUAGGCUCUGGGUUUGCUG